UAAUUCCAGCCCAGGUUUCACUCCUUGCUCAGCUCCACCAUGUUCAGGCAAACCGUCUCUCGUGCUUCGGGGGCAGCGAGGAAGGGCAUGGGGAUGAUGAGCAGGCGAGGAAUGGCGAGCGACGCACCCAAGGAGGAGUUGAUGGAGACUGGACUGUACGACUUUCACGUCAAGCAUGGAGCUAAGAUGGUGCCUUUUGCCGGGUUCUCUAUGCCCUUGAGCUAUGGUAGCGUCGGACAAAUUGCUGCACACAACCAUGUUCGUAACUCAGUCGGUCUCUUCGAUGUCGGUCACAUGGUACAAUCCUUUAUCCGCGGCCCCAGCGCUCCGGCUUUCCUCGAAUGGAUCACUCCCUCGGGUUUCGCCUCGCUCCCGCAUUUCUCGUCACAGCUCUCAGUGAUCCUCAACGAUCGCGGUGGGAUUAUCGACGACAACGUCAUCUGCAGGCACGAUGACACCACGUACUACGUUGUCACGAAUGCAGGUCGAAGGGUAGAGGAUCUCGCGUGGCUCAAGGAGAAGAUUGAGCAGUGGAAUGAAUCCAGGGCAGAUAAGGUCGAGAUGGAGGUGCUCGAGAACCAAGGCCUGGUUGCCUUGCAAGGGCCGGAGGCGCCGUCCGUCCUGCAGAAGCUCACACCGUACGAUCUCACCCAGUUACACUUCGGCAAAUCGACGUAUGCCGACAUCGCGGGUGUCCGAUGCCACGUUGCUCGUGGCGGUUACACAGGGGAGGACGGCUUUGAGAUUUCUAUCCCAAAAGAGCAUACGGUCAGCAUCACGGAGACACUGCUGCAGGGUCCGGUACAGAUGACCGGUCUCGGUGCCCGUGACAGUUUACGGUUGGAGGCAGGCAUGUGCUUGUAUGGGCAUGACCUGAAUGAGGAUAUAUCUCCCAUCGAGGCCGCGCUUGCUUGGGUUAUCCCGAAAUCCCGGCGCGAGAAGGGCGAGUUCAUCGGCUCUGGUACGGUGCUCGAGCAGUUGAAGGAUGGACCCAUCAAGCGGCGGGUAGGAUUAAUCAUUGACGAUGCGCCAGCGCGGGAGGGCGCUGAGAUUUUCAGCGACACACAGGAGCCCAUUGGUGUUGUCACAUCCGGCAUUCCAUCCCCAACCUUGGGCAAGAACAUCGCCAUGGGUUAUGUCAAGUCCGGUUUCCACAAGAAGGGCACCUCCGUCCUCGUCCAAGUGCGGAACAAGACGCGCAAAGCCACCAUCACCCCCAUGCCGUUCGUGCCAACCAAAUACUACCGUAGCCCAGGCGCCUAGUCGCCAUAGGCACAGUCAACCUGUACCUAGAAGGGAUACGUUGACGGCUUAUCGUCCUCGAAUAUGACCCCCUGGGCAAUUUGCUCGGCGUGCGCGCGGUCGAGCAUAGCGAGAACUGCGUCCUUGUAGUGGGACUUGCCCUUGUACUGCGCAACAUCAUCUGGCCAGCUGCGAAUCGCAGAUGCCAUUCUUCCUGGGAUACCCGGCUCCUGCGCCAGCUUGUUAACAGGUUCUAAGAUCGUCUUGAUGCAGAAGAGCGCUGCGCCGCUCCUUGGGAGCCUCCUCAGUGCUUGCCUUUCACUCCUGAAGUACACCUCUUCUGGUCCGUUUGCCGGUGCAGGCUUCUGGAAACCCUUAAAUCCGUCGCCCAGCUCGUUCGGAUCCAGCCCGCGCCACGUCACAUCUUCGUCCCCCAGCCCUCGUUCUGCCUAAGCCAGACUGCCGCCCAGUUGGAACGAGUAAUUAUGUCGCACUACUAGCUUGUCGACAGGAAGGCGCUGGAAGUAGCGGUGAAUGGAUAGAUGUAGCCGGGACGCGUAUUGGGGUACAUAACCGCUGACAUGGAUCUCUUCGAGAGGCAUGCCGAACUUCUCGUCUGGGCGCCAUGAUCCGGCAACACAGACAGAACCAGCCUGGAAAUAGUAACACCCAUCUUCGCCUUCGACCAUGACAACGAUAUCGUCCGAUGUUAUCUGUCCAACAACCCAAAUUGGGUCAUCCUUUGAGAGAUCGUACUUGGCCCUAAUAGGGAUGAUCUCGAGCUUGCUGAUUUGACCUUCCUUGUACCAACCAUAGUCACCUUUCUCAUACGGAAGCCGCUCUACAUGAUAGAUGUGCGGAUAACGACGCGCCAUGUACUCUGCGACCUCAUACAUUGCUUCCCUCGCUCCUGCAGCGCCGCCUGGCACACCAGGGCGAGGCGGCAUCGUACGAACGACUUUCUCGCCACGAUUCUGAGCACGCGCAGCCUUGAUAGCAUGCCAUUCCCCGAAUCGAUUAUCGAGCUCUAGCCAGCCGGGCCAUUCAAGCGACUUGAUGCCCAUCGUUACAUGAUAAGCUCCCCAUUUGAAUGGACGAUACGGUAUAGGGAGAGUCUUGUUGAAGUCAUAAUCCAGGAGCGGCUCAAACUUGGGGAAGUCAAAUGGAAUAGGCGCCCUUUCACCAAAUGUCCUCUCCGCCUCGGUCCUGCCGGAGGGCUUGUCUGAUUUCACAUCCUGUGUGGUUGGUUUUGUUGCCGUCCACGCAAAGGCCCGAUAACAGAGGUACAGGCCCAAUGCCGACAGGAAGGCCAACGCUGAAAUAUCAAGCACAGAAAGGUUCAUAAUGGACAAUAGAGAGCGGCAAGCCAACAAUUCCUGCACCCCACCCGUAUCAAUCCCACACUCAGAAGACUGAAGAAAUAUAAGAAGUCGAGAAGGUCG
This is a messenger RNA of Dacryopinax primogenitus, 2684 nucleotides long. Its product is annotated as glycine cleavage system T protein. The record is from RefSeq and is a predicted model, not a curated record. The transcript is spliced from 15 exons. Gene Ontology annotation, biological process: glycine catabolic process. NCBI's taxonomy places the organism in Eukaryota, Fungi, Basidiomycota, Dacrymycetes, Dacrymycetales, Dacrymycetaceae. Bases 40 to 1263 code for a protein of 407 amino acids. Gene Ontology annotation, cellular component: mitochondrion. Gene Ontology annotation, molecular function: aminomethyltransferase activity; protein binding.